Molecule: messenger RNA, 5604 nt
Organism: Closterium sp. Naga37s-1
Lineage: Eukaryota; Viridiplantae; Streptophyta; Zygnematophyceae; Desmidiales; Closteriaceae
Source: the annotation of a GenBank genome assembly
AUGGGGAACGCAGAGGGGAGGGAAAUGUUUGCUGUGCUGUUCUAUGCUGCUGGUGGUGUGGUGACCCCGAGGUCCUCCCCUUCCUCCCCGUCCUCUCCUCCCUCUCACUCGUCUUCUUCUCCCUCCUCUGCCCCCUUACAUUCUCUUCCGAACGCUCUAUUCCCAUCCUUCCGCCCGCCCUUAUCAUCCCUAUCGCCAUCCCCACCCUCUCCGCCGCCCUACCGCGCAUCUGCUCGAGCGUCUCCUCCUCCCCCCGCAGCGCUCCCGGCUUCAGCGCAUGCCGCGCCCAACAGCGGUCCGCGGGCGGAAACGCAGGACAGCUUGGGGAAGGACACGGGGAGCGGAAGGGGCGGAUCGGAGCGGAGUUGGGUGAGGGGGAAAGGGGUAGAGGAUGACGGGAGCAGCGGGGCUGACAGCCCGGGCAGGCGCGGGGAAAGUGGUGGAGGUGAUAGGGCGAAUCGCGGGGAAAACUUUGUUGGCGGGUAUGAUGGCGCGGUUGAUGCUAGCGACGCGGCUAGGCGCGGAGAUGGGGGGAACGGGAGUCUAGCGCCUACCGCAGGGUUUCGAGAAGGUGUAGAUAGGGCAAACGAGGCGAGUGGGGAGUCUUUGGAAGCGGGCGGCAGUGGGAGCGCUGUGAGGGCGCGCAAGGAAUGGAAAGCGUACGAGGGGGUUGAUAGGUCGCAACUUCGGAAGAGGAGGAAGGGGAAGCAAAAUGCGGAGGAGGCGGAGCGGGGAUGGGGGGUAGGCGAUGAGAGCGUGGAUCGUGUGGUGGAGCGCGUAAUGCGGCUGAAUUUCUGGGAUGACGUGGACGGCGUGCUGAACCGGUGGAGCGGGCGCAAGAACCGGAAGCUGUUCCUGCCGUUGAUUAAAGCCGUGUCGGCGCACGGGGACCUGCGCAUGGCGCUCAAGGUGUUCGCGUGGAUGAAGGCGCAGCGCUGCUACCGCGCGCAGCCGCCCAUCUACUCGCACCUCAUGCACCUCGCCGCGCGCUCGCGCAAAGUCAACCGCGCGCGGGAGCUCUUCCGCGAGAUGCUGGAGUGGUGGUGCAAGCCGGACGUGCACGUGUACAUUGCGCUCAUGUCCGCGCACGCGCGCAUGGGCGACUGGCAGGCGGCUGUGCAUACCUUCGACUCUAUGCUGCGGGACAAGCCCUUCUCUUCCCUUCUCUUUCAGUCCCUCUCUUUUGGUCCCUUUUUCCCUUCCGGCCCCCUCACCUUUCCCCCCAUCUUCCACAAUCUUCCACAAAUUCCCCAUCCGGUUCCCUUCCCGGUCCCCCCGAGUCGCGAGGCGUACAACGCGCUGAUCAACGCGUGUGGCAGCACGGGGCAGUGGCAGCAGGCCCUUCUCAUGUUCGACCGCAUGCAGGCGGACGGAGUGGCCCCCGACAUCGUCUCGUACAACACGCUGCUCACCGCGCUCAAGAACGCCCAGCAGUUCCGCCACGCGCUCUCCCUCUUCUCGCGCCUCCCUCUGGUCUCCUCACCACCCUGUCCCCUCCCAUCCAAUCCCCUUUCCUGGUCCCCUCCCUCCUCCCCCUUUCCCCCCCAGGUGCCCCCGAGUCGGGAGGCCUACAACGCCUUGAUCAACGCGUGUGGCAGCACGGGGCAGUGGCAGCAAGCUCUCCUAAUGUUCGACCGCAUGCAGGCGGACGGAGUCGCCCCCGACAUUGUCUCGUACAACACGCUGCUCACCGCGCUCAAGAACGCCCAGCAGUUCCGCCACGCGCUCUCCCUCUCCCUCUCCCUCACUGCUCCCCUCCCCCUCCUGUCCCUUCCAUCUGAUUCCCUCCUUUCCUGGUCCCCUCCCUCCUCCCCCUUUCCCCCCCAGGUGCCCCCAAGCCGCGAGGCCUACAACGCGCUGAUCAACGCGUGUGGCAGCACGGGGCAGUGGCAGCAGGCCCUUCUCAUGUUCGACCGCAUGCAGGCGGACGGAGUCGCCCCCGACAUCGUCUCGUACAACACGCUGCUCACCGCGCUCAAGAACGCCCAGCAGUUCCGCCACGCGCUCUCCCUCUUCUCGCGCCUCCGCGCCGGCAGCUUCCCCGGCGCGCGGCCCGAUCAGAUCUCGCACAACAUCGCCCUCUGCUGCCACGCGCGCCUGGGGGAGUUUGACGAGGUGCUGGGGAUGUUUGAGCGGAUGAAGGGCGGGGUGAGGAGCGGUGCGGCGUGGAGACCGAAUCUGGUGACUUAUAAUGUUGUGUUGCAUGCGCUGGCGGCGAGUGGACGGCACAGAGAGGCGCAGGCGCUGUUUGAUAGUAUGCUGGCGGAGAGUGGGGGGACGGGGGGAGGGGGCGGCGCAGGGGGGAAGGCAGGCGGCGCAGGGGGAGGGGGACGCGCAGGGGGGAAGGGAGGCGCUGGGGGAGGGGGAGGACGAGGGGGAGGGGGGGGCGUGGGAACAGGCAUCCAGCCGAACCGAGUAACCUACAACACGCUCCUGGACGCAUAUGCAGCGUGGGGCAUGCACAGAGAAGCCCGCACCGUCUUCGACUCCAUGCGCAAAGCCGGCAUAGAGCCCGACGUGGUCUCAUACUCUUCCCUCAUCAACGCCUACAGCAAGGCGGGGCGCCCGGAUGAUGGGGCAGCGGUGCUGGCGCUGAUGAGAAGGAGGUUUUGUUCGCCCAAUGUGGUGACGUUCAACGCGCUGAUUGACGCGUUUGGGCGCGUGGGGAGGUUAGAUGAGGCUCUCGCGGUUAAGGCUGAGAUGGAAGCUGUGGGGUUGGGUGUUGCGGGGAGAGUGGGAGGGGGAGUGGGGGCAGGGAACGGGGGUGCAGGAACGGGGAAUGGGGGAGUUGGGGUGGGAGGCGGGGUGAAGGGAGGGGUGAAUGGGGGAGUGAAUGGAGAGGUGGGGAUGGGCACCAAAGUCGCCCCCACCGCCGUCACCUACUCGGCCCUCAUCGCCGCGUGCGGGCGCGCCAACCGCCCCGAGCAGGCUAUACUCCUGGCCGCAGAGGCCGAAGCAGCGGGGGUGCAGCUCAACACGACGACGUACAACGCGCUCCUGUGGGUGGCUGCGCGAGCGGGGGACGGCGCGCAGGUGGCGAGGAUUGCGGAGAGGAUGGUGGAGCAGGGGGUGGAGUGGGACGAGAUUACUUUCAACGUGCUGGUGGACUAUGCGGGGAAGGAGGGAAGGGUUGGGGAUGCGGAGGGGCUGUUUGAGGAGAUGCAAAGAAGGGGUAUGAGCGCCACGGUGGAGGCUGCUUCCUCGCUUAUGGAUGCUUAUGCCAAGACGGGCAUGCUAGCAGAGGCGUAUGUGCUAUUAGAGCGCAUGACAGCACUGGGAUGCCCGCCCAACGUGGUCACCUUCACAUGCCUCAUCGAGACUGCUGGCAGGGCAGCACACCUCACUCUUCCUUCUCCAACCAUCCCUCACCCUCCUCUCCCUCCUCUCCCCUUUCUCCCCUCUCUUCCCCCUCUCCUUCCCUCCCUCUCCCCACAUCUUGCUCCCUCUUUCCCACCUCUUCCUUCCUUCCACCCCUCGCAAAUUCGAAUUGCAGGAGCACCGGACGACGCAGAGGCGAUAUUUGAGCGCAUGAGAGCAGCGGGGGUGGCACCAGACGCAGUGGCAGUUGCAGCUCUGCUGCGUGCACUUAACCUGUGCGAGCGGCACGCUCGGUGCUUGCAGGUUGCUCGCAUGGUCACUGCUGAGGCACAGCGAGCGCAGCAGCAACAGCAUGAGGAGGAGGAGGAGGUGGGGGGAGAGGGGGGAGGGGGAGUGGCACCGUUGGGCAUGGACGUGUUCACAGAAGUGGUCAUAUAUGCACGCUCACAGCAUCUGCACGCUCACAGCAUCUGCACGCUCACAGCAUCUGCACGCUCACAGCAUCUGCACGCUCACAGCAUCUGCACGCUCACAGCAUCUGCACGCUCACAGCAUCUGCACGCUCACAGCAUCUGCACGCUCACAGCAUCUGCACGCUCACAGCAUCUGCACGCUCACAGCAUCUGCACGCUCACAGCAUCUGCACGCUCACAGCAUCUGCACGCUCACAGCAUCUGCACGCUCACAGCAUCUGCACGCUCACAGCAUCUGCACGCUCACAGCAUCUGCACGCUCACAGCAUCUGCAGCCCCCCACAGCAUCUGCAGCCCCCCACAGCAUCUGCAGCCCCCCACAGCAUCCACUCUUUUGCUCAUACUACGGAACGGAGCAGAGGCAUGGGCAUUAUACCAACAGAUGACAGCCGGACAAGUGCGAGUAGGGGCGAGGGGGGCAGUUGGGGUGGAUGGGAAAGGAGAGUUGGCGGGCAGUGGGGCGAUAGGGGCCUGGAGCAGCAGCGGUGGUGGUGUGAGCGGUGAUGGUAAGGGCAGCAGCAUUGCUGUCAGCAGUGGCAGUGGUAGCAGCAGCAACAGCAGCAGCAUUGGUAGUGGCUGGAGCAGCGAUUCGGAUGGGUAUGGGGAGAGAAUGGAGGAGUGGAGUGGGUUUAGAGGGGUGGAGGAGUGGGGGGGAGGGGAGCGGGAUGUUGCUGGUCGGGGCAGCAGGGGUGGGGGUGGAAUGGAGAGGAGAGGGGAGAAUAGAAGCGGUGAGAUGGAUAGGGGUGACAAUAGGGUUGAGGCGGAUAGGGUUGAAACGGGGACCGCAGGGGAGAUGGAAGAGAGGAAGAGGGGAGAAGUGGCAAGAUGGAGAGGGGAGGGGAGCAGGUUUGAACGAGACUCGCGUGGAGAUGGGACUGAUGGGACUGCUGGGACUGAUGCACCGGCACAUGGCACUGUGGCUACUGGGAACGCUGGUCUUGCUGUGGUGAUCAAGGGAGGAGAAGGAGGGGGAGCAGGAGGAGAAGAAGCAGAAGAAGAAGAAGAAGAAGAAGAAGAAGAAGAAGAAGAAGAAGAAGAAGAAGAAGAAGAAGAAGAAGAAGAAGAAGAAGAAGAAGAAGAAGAAGAAGAAGAAGAAGAAGAAGAAGAAGAAGAAGAAGAAGAAGAAGAAGAAGAAGAAGAAGAAGAAGAAGAAGAAGAAGAAGAAGAAGAAGAAGAAGAAGAAGAAGAAGAAGAAGAAGAAGAAGAAGAAGAAGAAGAAGAAGAAGAAAAAGAAGAAGAAGAAGAAGAAGAAGAAGAAGAAGAAGAAGAAGAAGAAGAAGAAGAAGAAGAAGAAGAAGAAGAAGAAGAAGAAGAAGAAGAAGAAGAAGAAGAAGAAGAAGAAGAAGAAGAAGAAGAAGAAGAAGAAGAAGAAGAAGAAGAAGAAGAAGAAGAAGAAGAAGAAGAAGAAGAAGAAGAAGAAGAAGAAGAAGAAGAAGAAGAAGAAGAAGAAGAAGAAGAAGAAGAAGAAGAAGAAGAAGAAGAAGAAGAAGAAGAAGAGAAGAAGAAGAAGAAGAAGAAGAAGAAGAAGAAGAAGAAGAAGAAGAAGAAGAAGAAGAAGAAGAAGAAGAAGAAGAAGAAGAAGAAGAAGAAGAAGAAGAAGAAGAAGAAGAAGAAGAAGAAGAAGAAGAAGAAGAAGAAGAAGAAGAAGAAGAAGAAGAAGAAGAAGAAGAAGAAGAAGAAGAAGAAGAAGAAGAAGAAGAAGAAGAAGAAGAAGAAGAAGAAGAAGAAGAAGAAGAAGAAGAAGAAGAAGAAGAAGAAGAAGAAGAAGAAGAAGAAGAAGAAGAAGAAGAAGAAGAAGAAGAAGGGGGUGUAG